Molecule: messenger RNA, 195 nt
Organism: Racocetra persica
Lineage: Eukaryota; Fungi; Glomeromycota; Glomeromycetes; Diversisporales; Gigasporaceae
Source: the annotation of a GenBank genome assembly
AAAAAAAGAGCUCGUUUAGGUGAAUUGGUCGAAAGGGAGUAUUUGGAAAUGCUUAAUGCUUAUUAUCUUGAAGAUAUUGAUUUGGUAUAUCCUGAGAAUUUAAAAUUUGAAAAUAUUGUUAAUCUCUGUGGUGAUGAUUGUGCUCAAUAUCUCGGCGUUAAGAUCUAUAAGAAUUUCUUUGAUACUCUUUUAUAG